AUGGGUGUGCAGAAGAAAACUCGCAAAUUUGCGCAGGUCAAAAGAAUCAUCGGGCAACGAGACGCUCGCCUCAAAAAGAACCAAGAUACCAACAAACCCGCAGACAAAAAGAAAAAUGACGACGAUGUUAUACGAGAGGUACCUCAAGUCUCUUCGGCGCUCUUCUUCCAAUACAACACCGCUCUCGUCCCUCCUUAUAGCGUCCUUGUCGACACGAACUUCCUCUCCCACACUGUGCAGAAAAAGCUCGAGCUGCUACCAACAAUGAUGGAUGCGCUUUAUGCUAAGUGUACACCAGUAAUCACCGACUGCGUGAUGGCUGAACUCGAGAAGUUGGGAACAAAAUAUCGCAUCGCCCUCCGCAUUGCUCGAGACGAACGUUGGGAAAGAUUAAAAUGUGGACAUAAAGGGACUUAUGCCGACGACUGCAUCGUCGACAGAGUGCAAAGAGACAAGAUCUAUAUUGUGGCCACAAACGACAGAGACCUCAAAAGGCGAGUGCGCAAAGUGCCUGGUGUACCCAUCAUGAGCGUCGCAAGGGGAAAAUAUGUCAUUGAAAGAUUGCCAGACGCGCCAGAAAAGUGA
Messenger RNA from Exophiala spinifera, 585 nucleotides. RefSeq lists its product as uncharacterized. The record is from RefSeq and is a predicted model, not a curated record. Gene Ontology annotation, cellular component: nucleolus; small-subunit processome. The transcript is spliced from 4 exons. Bases 1 to 585 code for a protein of 194 amino acids. Lineage: Eukaryota; Fungi; Ascomycota; Eurotiomycetes; Chaetothyriales; Herpotrichiellaceae.